AUGCCCAAAAAAUGUACACAACUACAAACUAGUAAUGUGGUUGGCCAUCACCAGGUACCACCCAACGGGCAGGCAUACCCCGGCACCGAUCUCAGACUGGAGCAGCAGCGGGCAGCCAGGUAUCAGGAUGAGCCGGGUGCCGUAUCACAGCCGUCACCGACACUGGCAGGAUUCGCCACGCGCAGCACCGCCGGCCCAGAUCCGCGCGCCGAUCGGGCCACAAUAGGGGGCGCCUGCAAUUACAUUUGCCGUGAGAUACCGGCCGGCGGCGCGCACCGCGUUAUGCGGAUGCCGGCCGCGGCGCGGCGCGGCGGGGUGGCCCCCCUCCCCUCCAGCGGCGCGGGGGAGGGGGCGGCCGCGUGGCCGAGCGGCGCUCCGCACACGACCGGCGCACGGCAGCCGGCGGGCGAGCGGCGGCCGCAGUCAGUUGCGCGCCGGACGAGCACGCGUGCGCACGCCUCGCGCCACCCCUCCACCUCGCCGGAAGACCGCGCCGGCCGCGUGGACUGUCGAGUGCUGCGUGGGGGAUUUAUACGUGACACGCGAUCUGGUGCGGGAGUCUACGAGGUGACGAGUGCCACGGUGGUGAGACAGGGACACGGGCUGGAGAACGCGGGCGUGUGGCGCGUGGUGGUGCCGCGCGGGCCGGAGCCCGCCGGUGCCGGCGUGGGCGUGGGCGUGGGCGUGGGCGCGCUGGAGCCGCCGGUGCCCUGGGGCUACGGCGGGUGGGCCGCCGCCUCCCCGCCGCCGCCUCCCUCCUCCCUCAAGAGGGCGCUCAGCGAGAGCGACGACUGUGACGACGUCUUCUCGGAGGAGUCCUCCAAGGACCGGUGCUCGUCGCCGGGCGACGCGGACAGCUGCCAGCUGCUGAGCCGCAAGAAGCGGCGCGGCAUCAUCGAGAAGCGGCGGCGCGACCGCAUCAACACGUCGCUGAGCGAGCUGCGCCGACUCGUGCCCGCCGCCUUCGAGAAGCAGGGCUCCGCCAAGCUGGAGAAGGCCGAGAUCCUGCAGCUUACCGUCGACCACCUCAAGAGUCUGCACGCCAAAGGCGUAGACGCGUUCGCGUACGACCCGCACAAGUUCGCGAUGGACUACCACGGGCUGGGCUUCCGCGAGUGCGCAGCCGAGGUGGCGCGCUACCUGGUGACGGUGGAGGGGCUGGACGUGCAGGACCCGCUGCGCCUGCGCCUCAUGUCGCACCUGCAGUGCUGCGCCGCGCAGCGAGAGCUCGCCGCCAAGCAGGCCGGCCCGCCGCCCCCCUACGGCGCCGAGCACCCGUUCGCCGCCGAGCUGGCGGCCGCCUCCUCGGGGGCGGGCGCCUCCUCCGGGGGCGGCGGUGGCGCCGCCGGUCUCCACCACGGCUCGCACCACCAGCAGCAGCAGCAGCACCAACACCAGCACCAAACGCAGCAGCAGCAGUGCCACACGCCGCCCACCUCCACCACCGUCUCCUCGGCGGGCAGGCACCCCCAGCAGCAGAACCCCGCGACGACGAGCGCCACGUCGGCGGCCGGCGCCGCCUCGCUGGGCUACGCGGCGCCGCCGCCCUCGCAGUACCACAUGAGUCUCAACUCGUUCCCCUCGGCGUCGGGCGGCGCGCACCACCAGACGCCCUUCAACUCGGCCGGCGCCAAGCCGUACCGGCCGUGGGGCGCCGAGGUCGCCUACUGAACGGCCGUGUUCCGCCGACUCACGUCUUCGUCUGCGGACUAUACUCCGAGGACGUACGUCGAAGAGACUCUUCGUUAUUCUUCUAGUCUCUGGGAAACCUCGCAGCAGUAGCAACGAUUUCUAUACGGCUACAGAUCAACUUCGAGGGUCGACCACAUAUAUACAUAAACGAGGAGAAAGCUUCACUAUGCAGCAUCGUGGACCAAGCUUAAACAUUAAAAUUCUUUCUAACUGGAACGCAGAGCCGUUCCGUCCUGGCUUACAGAGCAGCACAGUAUUCUACUCUACCCUCGCUUCUUGCCUACCUUUUGAUACACCAUCGUAAUACUCGUACUUUUGUAAGGAGAAAUUUGACAGAUCCAAUCAAAUUAUAUGAAUUUACGCCAUUCAACUCUCUAUUCCUCUCUGUGCUUCGUUACGGGUAAUAAGAAGAAAUAAACACGAGAAAAGAAACUUUCUUUUGACACUGAAGAGUACCAGUAAGAUAAAAUUUGAUUAGUUGUCUGUGGGAAAUAUAGUAACGCAGAAUAAAUAUCUGUCUAUCAAACAGGCGAAUUCGAUGCAGGAAAUACAUCACUAAAACUGAACUGACCUUCAGUAUUUAAAUGAAAUUAUGUCACAAACAUUUUUUUUUAAAUUUAUUUCGAACAUGAUAGGUUCUAACAACCAAAAUAAUAGAGAAUUUAUUUUCUAAAUAUUUUUAAGACAGACAAAAUUGAAUGUUGUAGCAAAUCAGGUAUCCUGCCAGCGUAAAUGAAACAAAGAAUCAGAACAUUAUUCUACAUAUGUUAAUCUUUACGAGUUGAUUUUUGUCACCUGAGUAAUAGUAUUAUUUUAGUCUCGUCGUAGAAGUUCACCAAACCCAUACACAGCAAACUGAUCUUUGCUUCCUUACUUUGUACCUAACUCUAAAUAAUAAUUGGAUUGUAGGCAACAUAACUGAGGAGCUGCCUCGUACUGUUCUUUCAAUUUCCCCUAGUUAACUCAAGUAUUUUGUGAUAUUGUCUGGUAACUGUAGAGAAGGACGCUGGCUUUUCAGCUUCUCAUAGUAAGUGGCAGUAGUAUACACUGCAAACAGUUCACGUUAAUACAAAAAAGCUACAAAAACUAAGUUAGCGACGCAAAAACAGUGAUAUGAAACUUUUAACAGGUAACAGGGAUUUUGAAUUCUGUGUGGCUCCAUCGACUAAUGAUCGUCAUUGGAAGCUACAUCUUUUCACUCUUGUGAAAUUUAGUAUUUCACCGCAGACCUUCCCGUUCAACAGAUGCUCUCCUAAAGCUGGUUUAAGACCUUCGAGUAUGUCACUCAUCGAGAAGAUCAGUACACAAACGGUGACAAAAAUAAUUAAUCGAUGCUGCGUACAGCUGCAAAAGAAAACAUUUUUAUUUAGAAAAUUAUCCUUUACAUGUGGUCGACCCUCGUAACAUAACAGAAGAUUUCACAAGAAGUGAAUUCUGUAGCCUAAAAUAGUAGUUUCCAGUUUCAAGAAGUGAUCGUCACAGGAGAAGAUUUAUUCCCGUGUCGUAUAGGUUUAAAACUUUUGGGAAAAUCUUCUAAGUGCAACUCUGUCUUGCAAAAUUCUCGCGAUCGAGCUACAUCGUGAACGAAACUUUCUACUUGUCAUUUCCCAUGACUAGUUUCCGGCCCCAAGGGCAGCUACAAAGAAAGCACGGAAUUGACUGUGAUCGCCGACCUGUGAUAGGAAAGGCACAUAUUUCUGCUUUCAUUCCAUAUCUGUCCUACAGAAAUAUUGUUGGUAAUGUGACGUAGAGUGACUUGCGGCCCUAGUAAAAAAGUCACGGGGAUCAUAUUCUGCGCCAGAGGUUGCCGCUAUGACAAGCCUUACAGGCAGAAUUAAUAAGUUCGUGCUUCAGACAAAACCAGCACAGAAUGUGCUAAACAAGUUCCUUCCAUUGCAUAAUUGACUGGGUUUCUGAAGUGCCCUAUGUCGUCUGUGAGUCAACCAACUGAGCACAGUAAACACUAAGGUACCUGCUGUAAAUUAUCUCGCAACAUUUUUUGUUGCGUUAUAUUCCAAAUAUGCUAGUCGAUUUGCCUGUGUGCCUUUUUCAUUGUAAAUUAUCUCGUGUCUUGUUUAUAUGUGUGUGUGUGUGAAAGCAUUUGCAAGCACGGCGUGUGAGUUGUUGAAUAAUCACGAGUUAUGACUCAGUAUUACUAAUGUUUCCACGCAAGUGUCUUUCUGAAGUGGGCCGAUCGGUUGCACUGCAGUAUUAAAUAUGUGACAAUACUGGUGUCUUUCUAAUGUGCCUUUUCUGAUGUCAAAUGCCAUCUUAAAUUAUCUUUUGUACAUAGAAGUAUAUUUUUGAGUAAACUGAUCUCAUAUUUUGAAUAAAUAUAUACUAGAGAAUUGAUCUCACAAAGAUUAAAAAUGGAAAUAAAUACCUGAA
This is a messenger RNA of Schistocerca gregaria, 4080 nucleotides long. RefSeq names its product hairy/enhancer-of-split related with YRPW motif protein (gene Hey). Gene Ontology annotation, molecular function: DNA-binding transcription factor activity, RNA polymerase II-specific; protein dimerization activity; RNA polymerase II cis-regulatory region sequence-specific DNA binding. NCBI's taxonomy places the organism in Eukaryota, Metazoa, Arthropoda, Insecta, Orthoptera, Acrididae. The record is from RefSeq and is a predicted model, not a curated record. Gene Ontology annotation, cellular component: nucleus. The transcript is spliced from 8 exons. Gene Ontology annotation, biological process: anterior/posterior pattern specification; regulation of neurogenesis; regulation of transcription by RNA polymerase II. Bases 1 to 1671 code for a protein of 556 amino acids.